GGGCGGGACGUUUACUAGACUGUAGUUCCGUCAGCUCGCUCCUCUCCGACACCUACUGGGGAGUAGUGUUGAUUUGGGUGAUUUCUUGUCAUCGUUGGGCCCAGUGCAACGACCAUCUCGGAACCGGGUCAGGGCAAAAAGAAAGUUGCAUUAGGUUUAGCGCACGGUCUGUUCCAGCUGUACGAAACGCCGUAUUUGCGCUGGCGAGAGGCGGGGAGCCGGGGGGCCUCGCGGCGGCUGCGAGGAGGCACAAGCGGACAGGGGACCCGCGUCGGGCUAGCUAGAUGCGCUGGAUUCGGCCUGGCGAUCCAGCGACGCAUCAGCGAACGAAACUAUCACAGGACAUAUCUCCUACCUACCUUCAGCUUGGAUUAUAACGUUUCUUCUCAGUUAAACGACCCCUUUAUCCGUUGAGCAGGUGAGCGCGCGGCUAUUAUAUAUUGUAACAGCUGUCAAACAGCUUUGAACCAGCCGUUUAAGACAACGGGCCGAAGCGAGUGCCGCUCGGACCGGGUCGUGGAGACUGCAGGGCGAGUAGGGAGCCACGGAUCAGCCGUCGACGGCCUGCCAUCAUGGGCAACGCGCCCACGGCUAGGAAGGGCGGCGAGAUGGAGAGCGUCAAGGAGUUCCUUGCUGAAGCCAAAGAGGACUUCCUGAAGAAAUGGGAGAACCCUGCACAGAACACGGCGUGUCUGGAGCAGUUUGAAAGGUUGAAAACUCUGGGAACUGGUUCGUUUGGCCGCGUGAUGCUCGUCAAGCAUCGCGACACAGGACAACACUACGCCAUGAAAAUCCUCAACAAGCAGAAGGUGGUAAAGCUGAAACAGAUAGAACACACUCUAAAUGAGAAAAGGAUUCUGCAGGCUGUCAGUUUCCCCUUCCUGGUGCGAGUAGAGUACUCCUUCAAGGACAACACUAACUUGUACAUGGUGAUGGAGUACGUGCCCGGGGGAGAGAUGUUCUCUCAUCUACGACGAAUCGGCAGGUUUAGCGAGCCUCACGCUCGUUUCUAUGCGGCUCAAAUCGUGCUGACCUUUGAGUACCUGCACGCCUUGGACCUCAUCUACAGAGACCUGAAACCUGAGAACCUGCUCAUAGACCAGCAGGGAUACAUCCAGGUGACUGACUUUGGUUUUGCCAAGCGUGUGAAGGGGCGGACCUGGACGCUGUGUGGCACCCCGGAGUACCUGGCUCCAGAGAUUAUCCUCAGCAAGGGGUACAACAAGGCAGUAGACUGGUGGGCUCUGGGGGUGCUCAUAUAUGAGAUGGCUGCAGGAUACCCUCCCUUCUUUGCUGACCAGCCCAUCCAGAUCUACGAGAAGAUCGUUUCAGGGAAGGUGCGCUUCCCCUCCCACUUCAGCUCCGACCUGAAGGACCUGCUGAGGAACCUGCUGCAGGUGGACCUGACCAAACGCUAUGGCAACCUGAAGAACGGUGUGAACGACAUCAAGGGCCACAAGUGGUUCGCCACCACCGACUGGAUCGCCAUCUACCAGAGGAAGGUGGAGGCUCCAUUCGUCCCCAAGUUCAAAGCCGGAGACACCAGCAACUUCGACGACUACGAGGAGGAGGAGAUCAGAGUGUCCUUCUCUGAGAAAUGUGCCAAGGAGUUUGCUGAGUUCUAAUCUUACCGAGGGAGGGGAGGGAGGGAGGGAGGGUGGGGUGGGAGGGAGGGAAUGAUGGAAAAGGUAAAGAGGAGCACUGUCUCCUGCUCAAUCACAAGCACCAGCUACAGGGAUGAGGGGAAGAGAAGGGAAGUAGAGAGAGGGAAGGAGGGAGGUGGAGAAACAGGGAGGUGGAGAGAGAGAAAGCGAGGGAGGGAGAAGUGAGGGAGCAGAUAUAACCAGCAGGGGUUGCCUUUUCUGUUACAUUGAUUGUUUUUCUUUCUGACUCCCUCUUUGUGGUGGUUCUUAUUUAUUCUCGUCUUUUCUCUGUGCGUCUGAGUAGCAGGGACAUGUGACCAGCCGUCUCCUAGUUGUUAGCCUUAGCUAUACACACACACACAAAGCUAACAAUGGAAUUAUCUGAGCUGUCACCACAUGAUGCCAAUAGACAUAACUAGCCCGUGUAGUCUUACCACUCUGGAAUGGGACCUCCCCCACACACACACACACACACACACCACUCCUGGGUGUAGUAUUCAGCGUGACUCAUUCCAAGGUGUCCUUCAUGGUGGAGGCUGGGUUUCGAACGCACACUUUGAUCAAAAGUUAUCUAGAACACUGGCCUUCCUUCCAGACAGAAUCGUCAGGCAGACAGACAGACAGGCAGACAGACAGGCAGGUAGGCAGAUAGACAGGACAAACAGGGAAAUAGACUGCUUCACUUUACAUGAGGCCCAAGGCCACCACCCUCAAACACACCUGUGAAGACCACAUUCCUAUUUUAAUCAUUUUUGAAUCUUUUUAUUUAUAUGAUUACAGAUAGUGUUUUUAUUAUAUUAUACUGUGGAACACUCGUGUAAACGAAGAGGCCCAUUCCUGUAUUCCAUGUCACGUGCUACCAUGUACAGAUGUUUGAAGUUACCGUUUUAUUCUCUUAAAUGUGUUUUGCAACGACCGUACUUCCUCUCAUAUGGGGCACGAUGCUGGUUCAUACUGUCGCACUUUUUAAGGAAACAAGAACCCGUCUUUAACUAUGAUAACCUCCCUCUGGGGCACAGCAAAGAGAAGCGUUGACGGACACUAUAUUCAAAGACAGAAGAAAAUAAACAACAAAACACUCAGUGUAAUAUUUUGCAACAUGAGUAUCAUUCCAAUAAAGUUUUACUUGUUAAAGUUACAAA
Osmerus eperlanus (European smelt) is the source of this 2785-nucleotide messenger RNA. RefSeq names its product protein kinase, cAMP-dependent, catalytic, alpha, genome duplicate b (gene prkacab). The record is from RefSeq and is a predicted model, not a curated record. Gene Ontology annotation, biological process: protein phosphorylation. Lineage: Eukaryota; Metazoa; Chordata; Actinopteri; Osmeriformes; Osmeridae. Gene Ontology annotation, molecular function: protein serine/threonine kinase activity; ATP binding; protein kinase A regulatory subunit binding. Gene Ontology annotation, cellular component: nucleus.